Molecule: messenger RNA, 3478 nt
Organism: Amphibalanus amphitrite
Lineage: Eukaryota; Metazoa; Arthropoda; Thecostraca; Balanomorpha; Balanidae
Product: TBC1 domain family member 25-like
Exons: 5
Biological process (GO): activation of GTPase activity; regulation of autophagosome maturation
Cellular component (GO): autophagosome
Molecular function (GO): GTPase activator activity
Source: RefSeq, a predicted model, not a curated record
GAAGGUCGUGUGGAAGCACCUGUUGAACAUUUACCCGGAGAACAUGACUGCUCGAGAGCGCAUCGACUACGUCAAGGCCAAGUGUGCCGAGUACCGGGAGCUUCGUGACUGCUGGAUGAAGCUGGUGCAGGAUGGGCAGGUCACAGACGACAUCCACCAGAGCACCAACAUGGUGAAAAAGGACGUGUUACGAACAGACCGACAGCUGCCCUUCUUCGCCGGUGGCGAUGGAAACAGCAACGUUGUCUCGCUCUUCAACAUCCUUACGACAUACGCGCUGAACCACCCGUCGGUGGGGUACUGCCAAGGCAUGUCUGACCUGGUAUCUCCACUACUCUACGUCCUUCAGAACGAGGCACAGGCCUACAUCAGCUUCUGUGGUCUGAUGCGACGACUCAAGCCCAACUUUUUCUUGGACGGCUUGGCAAUGACGGCGAAGUUUCAGCACCUUACCGAGACACUGCAGUUCUACGAGCCGGAUCUGUUCGACUACUUGAAGUACCGCCAGGCCGAUGACCUGCUUUUCUGCUACCGUUGGCUGCUACUGGAGCUCAAGCGGGAGUUCGCCUUUGAGGAGACCUUACGAAUGCUGGAGGUGCUGUGGUCGUCGCUACCUCCGGACUGGCCGUGUGACGGGCUUCAGCUGUUCGAGCUAAGGUACACGGGUGUGCCUCUGCUGGAUACGUCGGCCGCAGCCAUCCGGCCGACACUGAGUGGGUUUCGCCGCCGCGCAGCCACCGCUUACAGCAAGGUCUGCGCCAUCCGGCGACAGAGCGCGGGCACACUCAGUCUUGGCAACAGCCCGCUGCUCAAGAAGGAGUUUUCGCCUGGCGAGAGUGCAGCCACUGGCAUGUCUGCCUCCAAACGGGUGCAGAGCUUGGAUGGCAUCGCGGGCGACAUAGCACAUUGCGCGACCUCAGCCACAUCCGCGCGUAUUUUCAGAGAGGAGCGCCAGGCGCGCAAGGAAAAGCUUCUGCGCGAACGACGGCUUCAGUCGGACGCAGAGCUGGCCGGUAGCGAUGGUGGAAGGAAGAUCCGAGACCUGGGCGAGUUCCGGCGGCUGACACGGCAGACAAGUGGCAGUCUGACACUACCACUGGAGAUGACUGGCGACGAGGGGGAACCGUCUGGCUCUCUGAUGACAACGUCUGACGAAUUAGACUACUGUACCAUAGAGUGUCCGGCCGCAGCGGAGAUGAGCCGACAGCGCGUACGGCUGGAACACUCUACCAGCUGCUUCAUCCAGAAUGCCGUCGCUGUGGAAAAUCCAGUCGACAUUUCCGAUAAUCCUUUACUUGCAGAGGAAGUGGAGGUGGGGUUAACGCCAUCGACCGACCCGAUAAGCGCCACGGAGCAGGAAUUGGGUGCGGUCACGGAGCAGGGUCUGGGUGCGGUCAUCUCCUACUCAUGUGAGAAUGACGUGCGCGGCCGGCUGCCGGCGCCGCAGGAGCUCGGCGGCGGCAACCCGUUCCUCAUCUUUCUCUGUCUGAGCCUCCUGCAGCAGCACCGAGACGUGAUUCUCGGAAGCCGUUUGGAUUACCAGGAGAUCGCAAUGCUUUUCGACAAAAUGGUGCGUAAGCAUGACUUGUCACGCACACUGGAGCAGGCGCGCAGGAUGUUCUCUGACUACCUGAAGCGAGACUGGUCAGUGGCCAGCGGUAGCACCGCCAAAGACGGAGCUGACGUGGGCGUGUGAUGAGGUAAUGUAGCGGAAACUGCACGUCGACGGGAGGCGGCGAGGCGCCACUGCCAGCUGUUAUUGUAAGUCACUUGUGCUACCUAUAUAGCUAGAGCGACAGCCAGCAGUCUUUCUGCUGUCCCCUGCCGACGCCCUGUUCGGGCUGAUGACGACACAGGUGGUAUCUCGGCUUUUUAAAGAGGCUGACGGUCGAGUAUUUACCUCAGUUGGUGGUGGUAAUGUUGAUUCCGGAAAUUCUAUUUUUUUUUCGCCGUUAACCCGCGCCCCGUUGAGGUCUGGCAGGUUCCAUGUCCUGUUGGGGGGGGGGGGGAGACCAAAGGGCCCCCGUCGUAUCUCCGGAACCAAUGGCCGGAUCGGAAAAUUCAAACGGCAUUCGAAAGAGCUCAUCGAGAUGCCCAAGAUAGGAUAUCGAUGACCUUGAUAUUUGAACUGUGCCGUCACAGGGAGGUCAAACAAUGUCAAAUCAGUCCAAUUUGUAAUGACGAGAAGUCGGUCAUACAAAUGAAAUCUAAGCUUUCAAGAUGAGUCUGGAUAUGAUGUAUAUGAUAGAUCUGGCACGUGGAUAGUCAUCUGGAGUGGAUGAUGACCUAUGACGUCACAACAGCGGUCAGCCUCGACCAAUCAGAAAACACUUUCGUGAAUCGUAAGGAAAGGCAUAUAAAAUUGUGAAUAUUCGAGUCUUUAUGAAGACACGUCAUAUAUAUGCAACCACAGAAACCUCCUGACCAUUUUUCUUGUACCUAUGACGUCACAGGAAGGUAAAAUAAGGUCAAGUUGUACCGAUUAACAACGAAAAACAAUUUUUUACGUGAAAGUUAUUUUACUCACGUAAAGGAUGAUAUGCAGCCAGCAAGAGGUUGAUAAGAAUCAUAAAUAUUACUCCUGACUGAUUUCAAGCACCAAUAUCGAAAAUAUGGUGGCGUCAUAACUCAUAAUAACAGUCGCUACUUUUUCAGUCAUUCAAAUGGCUAUAUCUCAGGCAGUUUUAGAGAUAUUUUGUUAAUUUUUGGCAUGUGUAAGGCCAGUAAGAGGUUCUCUAACACAUAUUCCGUUUUUUCUUAAUUUCCCCAAACUUCAAAAAUACCUCAAGAAAUAUAAAUUUUUAGUUAGAAAAUCCCUAGAGCUAGGGAUUUUAUACUUGGGAAAUGUCGAGACAGCCAUUUGGUUUGUCAUGCAUUUUUAUACCUUCAGUCCAAUUUUUGAGUCGUUAAGUUGAAACCCUGAUUUUCUGCGACUUUUCUUCGUGAACAACUUUUUGGAAGAAAAAUCGUCAAACAUGACGUCAGUUUGACCUCUAUAGCUCGUGACAUGAGGUGAACUGGGACCUGCGUUUUCAGAAGUUGUGUAAAAUUAAUGUCCGGAGAGGUACUAUAAGUUUCAUGUCGAAAUUCGCAGCCGUUUCUGAGUUAUCUGCGAAAAACCGCAGGGGGCCCUUUGCCCCCCCCCCCCCAACGGGUCGCGGGUUAUGAUUGACAUUAGCCCUUUCUCCCUAGGUAAAUCGCUUAAAUAGAAACCCCGACGAUGAAGGGACGUAUUUGCGGAGUGUUCUUAUAGAUGUAUGCACUAUGUUGAGCGUUGUGCUGUGAAUGCUGUUCCCAGCGCUCUCAGAGCAGUCACAGUGUGCGUGCGCGGGCGCAUGUGUGUGUGCUGUCCGGUGGGCUGCCUGUGCGCCAACCCGUCUCACAGCUGAGCUGCCUGUGCGCCAACCCAGGGUAUAUUGAGUGAAGGGUAGGACGAAUUUUGGUAGGAAUUUCUAGGAUAACUACUAGAAAACCUACU